AUGGUUCCAUAUGCCCAUUUCCUAGAACACAUUCACACAUUCUGCCACUUCAUCAGCGAUGUCCAUCAGGGCACCAGGGCAAUGGCUGAUCUGAGCCAUCUCCAGCGUGACGUCCUAGCGCAUUGGGGGACCAAGAUCCACCUGCAGCGGGGAUGUGGGCAGCAAUUGGCUGCAUCGCCUAGCGUAACAGCUGGCGUGCAUGAUCGGGUCGAUCCGCCGUGGCAGCAGCAACGACAACCAAAAAAAAAACACAAGAUCUUCACUUCAAGACAACGACAACAACAAGCAAAAAUGGCCGCCAGACUCCCUUCCUCCCUGCUUCGCAGCGCCGUCUGCCGGCCCAGCCCGAGCCUCAGGCAAUCACCAACAUGGCCCAGCUCCGCCAGCUUGCGCGCCUCAUAUUCCACCGAGGCGCCUCCAUCACCACUCUACGCCAAAAUUAGAGAGGAUCUCAAGGGAGCCAUGAGAGCCAAGGACAUCAACCGCCUAACUGUUUUGCGUGCUGUCAUGGCUGCCACCUUGAACGCCAGCAAGACCGACAAGCCCAUCAAGACCGACGUCCAGCUCGUCGAUCUCCUCCGCAAGAUGGCCCGCAAGUCCCAGGAUGCUGUCGCUGAGUUCAAGGCUGCGGGGAGAGAAGACUUGAUUGAGAAGGAGGAGAUCCAGCAAAAUAUCAUUGAGGAGUACACCGCCCAGAGCAGCGUCAAGGAAGUCGGCAAGGAGGAAAUCGAGCAGCUUAUCACCAAGGUGGCUCAGGAACUCAUUGCGGCGGGUACUACCGAUGUGAAGGCCCUGAGAGGUGCUGUCACGGCAAGGGUGAUGGGUAAGGAGCUCAAGGAUGCGGCUGUUGCUGUCGAGAAGAAGGAAAUUACCCAGAUGAUUGGUGAGAUCUCGCAGAAGCUGGCUGAGUCGUCAUAG
Podospora anserina S mat+ is the source of this 918-nucleotide messenger RNA. RefSeq lists its product as uncharacterized. The record is from RefSeq and is a predicted model, not a curated record. The transcript has a single exon. Lineage: Eukaryota; Fungi; Ascomycota; Sordariomycetes; Sordariales; Podosporaceae. Gene Ontology annotation, cellular component: mitochondrion. Gene Ontology annotation, molecular function: carbon-nitrogen ligase activity, with glutamine as amido-N-donor. Bases 1 to 918 code for a protein of 305 amino acids.